Plasmodium falciparum 3D7 is the source of this 861-nucleotide messenger RNA. RefSeq names its product GTP-binding protein YihA1 (gene YihA1). The record is from RefSeq and is a predicted model, not a curated record. Gene Ontology annotation, molecular function: metal ion binding; magnesium ion binding; GTP binding. Lineage: Eukaryota; Apicomplexa; Aconoidasida; Haemosporida; Plasmodiidae.
AUGAUAAAUAUAUCCAAACGUGUAUUCAUAAAAAAUGAAACGUCUACAAAAGUAAUACCUUACUUGGCUAAACCAUUUCUAAACAUUAAUUUUUUAAAUAAUGAAGAAAAUCCAUUUUGGCUAGGAGACGAAUAUAUUAAAAAAUCAAAUAUAAUUUUUAAUUCUAAAAUUAUUGCACAUCCUGUGUAUGUAGCUCAAACAAUUCAUAAAUAUAAACCAGCAAAUAUUCCUCAAAUAGCUAUAUUUGGUCGUUCAAAUGUGGGGAAAUCCAGUUUAAUAAAUGCAUUGUUGAAUUAUCGAGAAGUUUCACAGGCAUCCAAUACACCAGGAAGAACUCGACAUUUAUUUAUUUUCAAUUUAUUAAAUUAUUUAUCUAUUGUGGAUUUACCUGGAUAUGGAUAUGCAAAAGUAUCAAAGGAAUUACGAAAUAACUGGUCUAUAUUAAUUGAAGAAUAUUUAAAUAGAGCAAAGAACUUAAAACGUGCUUUAUGUUUAAUUGAGUCCACUGAAUCCUUUAGUACUUAUGAUUUUAUUUUAUUAGAUAUGCUAAUAACAAAAAAUAUACCAUUCCAAAUUAUCAUAACUAAAAUUGACAAACUCAAGGUGAAUGAAUUGCAUAACUUAAUGAUCAAGAUCCUUUCCGUUAUUGAUAAUUAUAAAAAGAAAGUAAAAGUAUACAAUGAUAAUAAACAUAAGAAUAAGAACUAUAAUAAUGUGAAUUACGAAAUAUGUGACUUUAAUAUAAAUGAAUAUAUACAUAAUGUUUCAAGUUUAAAAUAUUUUGGAAUUCAGGAAUUACGAGCGAACAUUAGUUUAAUAGCGUUGGAUAAUAUGAGUUCCAAAAAUAAAAAACAAAAAUGA